Messenger RNA from Aptenodytes forsteri (emperor penguin), 1374 nucleotides. Its product is annotated as torsin-2A-like. Gene Ontology annotation, molecular function: ATP hydrolysis activity; ATP binding. NCBI's taxonomy places the organism in Eukaryota, Metazoa, Chordata, Aves, Sphenisciformes, Spheniscidae. The record is from RefSeq and is a predicted model, not a curated record. Gene Ontology annotation, cellular component: endoplasmic reticulum lumen; nuclear envelope. The transcript is spliced from 2 exons. The coding region runs from base 29 to 469 and encodes 146 amino acids.
UGCACUCGUGCAGGCUGGAGGGUGCCAGAUGCCACCUCUGUCCUGCAACACCAUUUUCCCGGAUACACGCCGAAUAAGCAUCUCAUUCUUGUGCAGCAACGCAGGAGGGGAACAGAUCAACGACAUGACGCUGGAUCUCUGGCGUGCCCGCAAGGACCGGGAGGAGAUCAGCCUGCGGGACCUGGAGCAGGCCAUCUCCAAAGCCGUGUUUGAAAACCCUCAGAGUGGAUUCUGGAAAUCUGGGAUCAUUAAUGAACAUCUCAUUGAUUUUGUUGUGCCCUUCCUCCCAUUGAAGCACCACCACGUAAAGCAGUGCGUCGUCGGCGAACUUAUCCAGCAAGGCCUCGAAGUGCGUCCGGGUGUUGUCCAGGAGGUGGCUGACAGCAUCCCCUACUUCCCAGAAGAAGAGAAAAUAUUCUCAUCAACAGGCUGCAAAACAGUGGCCUCCCGGAUCAGUUUUUUCUUCUAGUCCCUGGCGAGGGCCUUGCUCAGAUCCAUCGGGGAUGUAUAUGGAGCUGUAAAGCGGCAGAGCCCAGGGCUGGCGCGAUGAGCAGUGGGAGCUGCGUGUUCCCUCUCGGCAGCACAAGCGGUCUCCUGCUGAACUCAUCCCUCCAGCCCCAAGGAGGCCGCUGCAGGAUGCGGGACCAAGUGCAAGUGAUGUGAUUUAAAGCACUUUACUGAUUUACCCUUGGCCAGGUGAGGGUGGAUACAACCAGCCCGGCGCACCACCCAAGACAUCCGUGACAAAGGGAAGAGGCUAAGAGGUCCUGCAGUGUCAGGGAGGUUUCUCACCCUGUCACAGCAGCACCCACCUGCAGCUCUCCCCUCUCCUGGCACCUACUGAUAUCCAACACAUCAAGAUUCUGAGCCCACAGAAGAAUAUUUCUUUCCUACAGCAUUUUAACAGGUUUUUAGAACCUUUUGAAGCGUGGCUGUGCCUCAGCUUCUUGGUACCACGUGACAGUGCUGGUGCUGACUCCUGCAGCGCUGGCCUGUGAACGCCUUCAACAUUGCAGCAAAAUUUUCUUUUCAAGGAAGUUUUAGAGCCAACUUCUUUCCAGCUUCCUUUCACUGUGAAUAGGUGCUGGUAGGGACCAGCUUCACCAUCAACAAGCGUGGGGGGGUAAUGUGGGAGAUGGCAACACCUGAUCUGCCAAGAGCCAGGUUCUUCCUACCACCCCCUUGUCCAUCGUUCCCUUAAGGUCCAAAGGAUUUCCCUGCAGCAAACCAGGAAAACAACAACAACAACAAAGACUUCUCGCUUGUUUUACUAGCUACAAAAAGUUUCAGUCCUACCUCCAGGGGAGCCUAUAGUGCUACUAACGGUUUUGAAAAUUCCUUUUAUUCAGCGAUGACUUCUACAGCAGGCUGAGA